Messenger RNA from Sinocyclocheilus grahami, 513 nucleotides. RefSeq names its product ribosomal protein L27a (gene rpl27a). NCBI's taxonomy places the organism in Eukaryota, Metazoa, Chordata, Actinopteri, Cypriniformes, Cyprinidae. Gene Ontology annotation, cellular component: cytosolic large ribosomal subunit; ribosome. The record is from RefSeq and is a predicted model, not a curated record. Gene Ontology annotation, molecular function: structural constituent of ribosome. Bases 36 to 482 code for a protein of 148 amino acids. The transcript has 5 exons. Gene Ontology annotation, biological process: translation.
CACAAGACAACUUCCUCUUUGCGUUCUCUGCCGCCAUGCCCACCAAACAGUCCAAGACCAGGAAGCUGCGCGGACACGUCAGCCACGGUCACGGGCGCAUCGGCAAGCACAGGAAGCAUCCUGGAGGUCGCGGUAAUGCUGGCGGGAUGCACCAUCACAGAAUCAACUUCGACAAAUAUCAUCCUGGGUAUUUUGGAAAGGUGGGCAUGAGACACUACCACUUGAAGAGGAACACUCUCUUCUGCCCCACCAUUAACCUGGACAAGCUGUGGACGCUGGUCAGCGAGCAGACGAGGGUCAACUACAGCACGAAGCCCGAUGGCCCGGCGCCCAUCAUCGACGUCGUGCGCGCUGGCUUCUUCAAAGUGUUGGGGAAAGGCAAGCUGCCCAAGCAGCCGGUGAUCGUGAAGGCCAAGUACUUCAGCAGACGAGCGGAGGAGAAGAUCAAGGGUGUUGGAGGAGCGUGUGUGCUCACUGCUUGAACUGCGUUUGCUAAAUAAACAACAGAAAAAU